This is a messenger RNA of Cinara cedri, 1558 nucleotides long. Lineage: Eukaryota; Metazoa; Arthropoda; Insecta; Hemiptera; Aphididae. The record is from the annotation of a GenBank genome assembly.
AUGACCAAACCUAACACGGACACUGAAAAUAUAUUGGAGAAGAACACAGAAAACGAGAAACCGAACGAAAAAUCAAGUACGCUCCACAAUCAUCCGAUAUUUGUCGAGUACUGUAACGCACAUUUACUGUACCCGAUCGCUGAAUUGGAAAAAUGGAAGAAAAAGCUACAAAUCAUGAGGUCUAGAACGGACAAUCAAUUUAAAACCAACAUUAUACCUUUGAAAAGACUUACAGACGACGAACCUUUACACGAAGUGUUUAGAAAUAUAAUGGAUAAAGAACUGGACAUUUUUCCCGUCGACGAUGAACGCGUGACUAGUAAGUAUCUAUAUAUGCUGGGAACCGAAUUGGCAAGUGAACUAUCGAGACAUAAAAUAAUAGUGUGUUCAAAGUUGAACUCAUAAAUCGACUUAAAUUAAUUUAAAUCUAAUUUCUAAUAAUAUUUCACAUGAUUGUUUUACUAUCACAAUUUUGAUCGAUAUUAUGGAAAAUGGCAAAUAAGACUCUAAUUACAUUUUUAAAUAUUAUAUUAUAUUAUAGUAUUCGCUGGGAAUUAUUUUUCUACUCAAAAUGAAAAUCUUGAAAUGUACGUUUGACAAACGUAAUUACUUAAUGUACAGGGUGUAAUACAAAGAUCUGGCACUUGAAAUAACAUAAGUUAUGUUUAACAUAUUAAGGGGUUUUUUUUUUGUAAUAUUUUCCAGAAUCUUGCGCUAUGGUUCUUCUAUUUUGUAUGUUUUGAAACAAAAUUUAUAGGCUAACAAGUAUUUAAUAAUGAUAAACGAUAUUAACGAUUGUUAAGGUUCUACAAUUUUUUUGAAUCUUAAAAAAAUGUUUUUUCCGUUGGCAAAUUAGUAAAUCAAUUGUUACAAUUCAGUAGUAGUAAUGAAACCAAUUUAAAUUAUCGUAAGCUUAAGAAAUGUAUAGAAUAUUAAUUAUCGUUAUAGCAAACGUGAGUAACAUUGAAUUUAUUUUUCAAACUAUAUAAUAUAACGGCAAUCUUGGAUUUUAUACAUAUCAUUUUUUUUUUCAUAAUUUUAAAAAACAAGUAAUAUAAUAACGCAAAACUAUAUAUUAUUACAAGAUCUCGAAUGGAAAAUUCGAUAACUUCGGUGUGUUACCUACUUAUAAUAUGUAUUUGGGGCCUGUGAAUUACCAUAAAAAUAGGUAUUUGUCUACCUUCAGAAACUUAAAGUAAAAAAAAAAAUAAAAAAAUAAUAAUUUUUAGAUAAAACACCGGCAGCUGCUGAAGAAAAUCAAAAGUCGGCUAAAAACCAGACGGAAAACGAAGUAAAAUCUGUUCCUGCUACAAAUUAUAACGUCUCUACGGUGAACUACGAAAUUUGGAAGACUAGCGUACCUGUACAAAAUAAAAAACCCAAUCAAUCGAAUGCCAGCACCAUUAGUGAAAAUGCCAACUGUUUAAUCGCAGAAAAAAAAUCCGUUCAACAAGUAAUCAACAACGCUACGCUAACUAAUAAUGCAUUAAAGCCGUCAAAAAAGAAAAUUAAAAUCCGUAAAGACACUGCAGUGGUGCAUGUUGAUAAAAAAAAAUAA